AGCCGCCGUCCGUAGAUGGACGCGGUCCACUUCCGGCGUCGUCAUGGCGGCCAACGCGACCACCAACCCGUCUCAGCUGCUGCCGCUAGCUUAUGCAGCCCUGCGAGUAGCGCCACGGCCCGCAAAGAACCGAAAAGAGGAAGGUGGAAGCCGGCCCUGCUUUUCUUCCAGUUGACCAUCCUUCCUUCCAUCUACCCAUCCACCCAUCCGUCCUGCAAGCGGUUCGCAGAACAUGGCGGGGCACUGUCCAACCGCGAACUUAAACCCCAGCCAUUGAAUUUACAUGGCACAGCAGUGAACAUCAAGCUGAAGAAGGCAGCUGAGCGGGCUAAAGAACUCGUGGACAAGUGUAUAGGAUCAAGAAUUCACAUUGUGAUGAAAAGUGAUAAGGAAAUUGUUGGCACUCUUCUAGGAUUUGAUGACUUUGUCAAUAUGGUGCUGGAAGAUGUCACUGAGUUUGAGAUCACACCAGAAGGAAGAAGGAUUACUAAAUUAGAUCAGAUCUUGCUAAAUGGAAAUAAUAUAACCAUGCUGGUUCCUGGAGGAGAAGGACCCGAAGUAUGAAUGGAUUUCCUUAAUUUAGGCUAGCUUCUGUUUUGUCUUAUGAUGACAAGAAAAUAGAAUUUUUUUAAAUGUUUUAAUGUUUAGAGUCUAUAAAGCUAAGUUUCCCGUUAAAGGGAAAUGCUUUGAAAAUGUAUACACAUUUUUCUAAGUUAAUCAUGAUUAUCUUGGAAAAAGAGAAAAGGAGUUUGUUCUUUGAAGACUGAAAAAUAAAGAUGUUUUUGGUUAAUUGUU
Molecule: messenger RNA, 795 nt
Organism: Heterocephalus glaber (naked mole-rat)
Lineage: Eukaryota; Metazoa; Chordata; Mammalia; Rodentia; Bathyergidae
Gene: Lsm5
Product: LSM5 homolog, U6 small nuclear RNA and mRNA degradation associated
Biological process (GO): mRNA splicing, via spliceosome
Cellular component (GO): U4/U6 x U5 tri-snRNP complex; Lsm1-7-Pat1 complex; U6 snRNP
Molecular function (GO): RNA binding
Source: RefSeq, a predicted model, not a curated record